AAAUUAAGUGGGGGUCAGAAGCGUCGGGUGUCGUUAGCGGCAGCUCUGGUACACAAACCACCGCUUCUAGUGUUGGAUGAGCCGACAGUAGGCAUCGAUCCGGUGCUACGACAGAGCAUUUGGAAACACUUGAUAGCGUUGGCCAAAGACGGCAUAACUGUUAUCAUAACGACUCACUAUAUCGAAGAGGCGCGCAAUGCAAACAUAGUUGCCUUCUUGAGACAGGGAAUGCUUCUGGAGGAGGGCAACCCUGAGGCUCUCAUCAAACGACAAAAUCUUCACAACUUGGAGGACGUCUUCCUUAGAUUAUGCAAUAAUAAAGAGUCAGAUCUGAAUAUUUACGACAAAAGCCAAGGCGUGACUCAAAACACACAAACCGUUGCCAAUGACGAGAAUGGGUUGAAUGAAGUCAAGAUCGUUAACAAUAAUAGUCUUCAGAAAACCAAUUCAUUAAAGCCGUCAAAAAUAUUGAUGAAACGAAACAAAAUUGCCGACCAUUUCGCCAGAAGUGAAGCACUUUUUCUUAAGAAUGUGAUCCGAAUGUAUAGGAAUUUACCAGCGUUUAUAUUCACCGCUAUUGUACCCGCCGUUCAAUGCGCUCUCUUUUUCUUAUGUUUGGGUCGAGACCCGUACGACAUACCCAUCGCUGUUUUUAAUGGCGAAUUAGUCCCCAAAUAUAGCACAGGAUUCCUGCAAAACAUUAAUAACUAUACAAUUACACAGAAAAAUUACGAUUCGUUUGAGAGCGGAUACGAAUCAGUGAAAAACGGUGAUAAUAAAGCACUCAUAGCUAUCGGCACCAACUUUUCCAAAGCAUUAAUAGCCCGAGCAAUCGAUGGAUACGAGACCGACGCUGAGACCAUUGACAUGAGUAGUAUUAAACUCUACCUCGAUAUGACCAGUCAAUUCGCUGCCAACAAAAUACGACAAACACUUCACGAAUCGUAUCAAUUGUUUGCAAAAGAAAUUCUUAAAAGCAAUAAAAUGCCGGAAGCCUUAGCCGAUCCGCCCAUUCAUCUCGAAGAUCCAAUUCUGGGAAUUCGUGAUCCGCCAGUCACUCACUUUAUGGCCCCGGGAUUUAUAUUAUCUCUUGCAUUCUUCUGCGCCAUC
Oppiella nova is the source of this 1110-nucleotide messenger RNA. The record is from the annotation of a GenBank genome assembly. NCBI's taxonomy places the organism in Eukaryota, Metazoa, Arthropoda, Arachnida, Sarcoptiformes, Oppiidae.